UAUAGCGCCAACUGCCGCCCGAGGAAGAAGGUUCCCUCCGUUGGCUUAUUCCAGCGCCAGGCUGUAUGGAACUUUAGCUGCCUGGAAGUUUUCCUGUGCGACAUUUAAGGAAACGCCAUAUAAAGUUAUUUGGAGGAAGCUGAUAUGUCUUCGUCCUUUUAAGAAAACAGCAGGGUGGGAUUAAAUUCUCGCACAUGUGGAGGGCGCGAAAGUAACUUGUGUUUCAGAAUGAAUUUAUCCGAAUUGACUCGUCUUGUCAUGGAAGUCCACAACAGACAGAGAGAUUCCGAUUAAUAUGCAAGUCAAUAAAUACCUUACGAUCGCGAUUCUCUUUGGAAUCGGUGGUCAGAGUGAAGGCGAGAAAUGCAAGUCGAAAAAGGAGGAUCUGGAUGUGUGUCUGGCACAAGUGGCUCCCCUCAUGCCCAAGAGUGGUCUACCCCAUACCCGACUUGAUCUAAACAAUAUGUGCAAGGCCUUCAAGGGCGGCAUGGCCUGCGUUGACAGGUACACCUCCAACUGCCUGAGCCCCGAGGAGAGAUCGGAGCUGGAGAUGCACCUGAAGGGGGCGAGGUCGUUUCUGGCCUUUCUCUGCGACGACCCCGUUUUCCAAAAAGACUAUUUGUCGCACGGGCCGUGCUUGCGGGACGUGAGCAGCGACUGGGAGAAAUGCCACUUCCACUUCAAGCGCCUCGUGAGUCUUCAACACCAGGCCACCAACAUCACAGCCGCCGUCAGGGACCACAAUUUAUGCUGCAUCCGUGAGGGCUUCUUGUCCUGCGUGUACAGAGUCGGCUACUUCCGGUGCCAAAAACCCGAAGCCCUCUUCCUGAAGAAGGUGACGGCGACGCUGUCCUACAACGACAUUCAGGCGGAGAAAUGUCGCAACGUCAACAGAAAGACUUGCUCGCGCGCAAGCGAUCGUUCUUCAGCGUUCAGUACCGUUUGGAUGUCAUUAGCGGCGAGUUCUCUGCUGUUAAUAUUGCAGAACUCAGCCUGGCUUCUUCUUCUAUAAACUCUGAGGAGUCUUCGCGGAAGUCAGUUCAAAUACGUCCAAAUCCGACUGUUGACUCUGGGGAGUUCCAAGUGUUCUUCACGGUUAGAUGCGUUGCUCCAUAUAUAUAUAUAUAUAUAUAUAUAUAUAUAUAUAUAUAUAUAUAUAUAUAUAUAUAUAUAUAUAUAUAUAUAUAUAUAAUUUUAAACUAGGGUUAGUGCUUGUUUGUGGACUGGUCUCCUGAAGCACCUUACAUGUUAUAUCAACAUAUGCUGGUUAAAACAAAUUACGUACUUCACUUUCAUCUCGUAAUGACAAAGUUUCUCGUAAGUUCGAGACUCGAUAUUCAAGUCACUUCCUUCAUAUCUUUCCUUUGUCCAUUCUAAGCGCCUUUUGCCCUCUCUGUCUAUUGUUAUUUAUCUUUAUAAUUGCAACUAAAUCUCUCAAAGUUAAUUAUUCUUUCGGAGCACCAUUCUGUAUGCUGAAUGCCGAUU
This is a messenger RNA of Macrobrachium nipponense, 1485 nucleotides long. RefSeq lists its product as uncharacterized. The record is from RefSeq and is a predicted model, not a curated record. The coding region runs from base 296 to 1012 and encodes 238 amino acids. The transcript has 5 exons. Lineage: Eukaryota; Metazoa; Arthropoda; Malacostraca; Decapoda; Palaemonidae.